This is a messenger RNA of Hevea brasiliensis (rubber tree), 2822 nucleotides long. RefSeq lists its product as uncharacterized. The transcript has a single exon. NCBI's taxonomy places the organism in Eukaryota, Viridiplantae, Streptophyta, Magnoliopsida, Malpighiales, Euphorbiaceae. The coding region runs from base 1250 to 1990 and encodes 246 amino acids. The record is from RefSeq and is a predicted model, not a curated record.
GCCUAAGUAGUUUGUGCUUAGCCGGUCCCAAGCCCGGAUAAAGGAGGAGGGUUGCGGUAGGUGACAACCAGCGUAAAAAUUUCGUCACACCCUAUGAUAUGGAUUCAAAUGAUAUAAACGUUGGGGCGUCCUCUACUAACGACGCACUACAUCGGAGCCCGGUGUAGUGAUAAAUAUGCAAGGGUGUAGGGCGUUCACCGAAAGCGACACGCCAUGCCGGCGCCCGGGUGUGGUGUUAAGUGAGCAAGGGUUCCCACAUCAUGGACGGGUGUGGGUAAAGAAGUUAGUCCAUAGGACAGAUAGUAAAGCAAAUAGUGGAACAGAACACAAGAUAGACAUAGAAAAUAAUAGAAGAUAUCAUAGAAGGAGACCAAUUAGGAAGGAGCAGGAUAGGAGGAGUAUCAGGGUUGGUACUUGGAAUAUUGGAUCACUUACAGGAAAAUUAAUGGAGCUUGUGGAUACCUUGGAAAGGAGAAGGGUGAAUAUUGCUUGCAUUCAGGAGACUAAAUAGGUAGGAGAGAAAAGCAAGGAAGUGGGUAAUUCAGGGUACAAACUGUGGUUUACCGGAAAGGAGAGAAACAAGAACGGAGUGGGUAUAUCAUAGACAGAACAUUGAAAGACGCAGUAGUAGCUGUGAAAAGAGUAGGAGAUAGAAUUAUACUAGUAAAGCUAGUACUAGAAGGAGAAACAAUAAAUAUAGUUAGUGCUUAUGCCCCAUAAAUAGGACUAGACAGUGAGAGUAAACAAAGGUUUUGGGAAGAUAUGGAUGAUUUAAUGCAAAGCAUACCGAAUGAAGAGAAUGUUUUCAUUGGUGGAGAUUUGAAUGGACAUGUAGGAAGUGAUAGACAAGGUUAUGAGAAUGUUCAUGGAGGUUUUGGUUUUGGCAGUCAAAAUGAGGAGGGAAAAAGCAUCCUGGAUUUUGCUAUGGCAUACGACCUAAUACUAGCAAAUACCUACUUUAUAAAAAGAGUCACAUUUAGUGACUUUCAAAAGUGGGCAACAUAGAAGCCAAAUCGACUUCCUCUUAACCAGGAAGACAAAUAGAGCUCUAUGCAAGGAUUGCAAGGUCAUUCCAGGAGAGGCUUUAACAAGUCAACAUAGGUUGGUGGUCUUGGAUGUCAAGUUUAGGAACAAUUCAAGUAAGGUCAGAAGAAAUAGUGUAGCUCGAACAAAGUGGUGGGAGUUUAAAGGAGUAAAGCAAGUGAAGUUCAAAAAUGAGCUUCUCGAGUCCGAAGUAUGGAAGCUAGAUAUGGAGGCCAAUGAUAUGUGGAUACAGAUGGCAUCAAAGAUUAGAGAAGUAGCUAGAAAAGUACUUGGAGAGUCUAAAGGACAUGGACCACCCUCAAAAGAGAGAUGGUGGUGGAAUGAGGAAGUACAAAAGGCAGUGAAGAGAAAAAGGAAAUGGUAUAAGAAAUUACCUAAAUGUGAUAAUAAUGAAGCAUAUGAACAGUACAAGAUAGCAAAGAAAGAGGCAAAAAAGGCAGUUAGUCAAGUAAGAGCACAGGCCUUUGAAAAGUUAUAUGAGAAACUUGGAACUAAAGAAGGGGAGAAAGAUAUUUAUAGAUUAGCAAGGAGUAGAGAAAGGAAAUGUCAAGAUCUCAAUCAAGUUAGGUGCAUUAAGGAUAAAGAAGGAAAAGUGUUGGUGAAAGAUGAGGACAUUAAAGAAAGAUGGAGAAAUUAUUUUAAUGAUCUCUUUAAUAAUAGUCAAAAUGGUAAUAGCGUGAAUAUAGAUUAUAGAACAAUAGAAAAGAAUGUAAAUUAUACUAGAAGGAUUCGAUUUUUAGAAGUAAAGGAAGCACUUAAGAGAAUGAAAGUGGGUAAAGCCUGUGGACCCGAUGAAAUACCAAUUGAAGUGUGGAAGUAUUUGGGAGAUAUGGGAGUGGCAUGGUUAACUAAAUUAUUUAAUAAGAUUCUAAACUCAAAGAAAAUGCCUGAUGAAUGGAGGAAGAGUAUUUUAGUACUUAUUUUUAAAAAUAAGGGAGACAUAUAGAGUUGCUCAAACUAUAGGGGAAUUAAACUCAUGAGCCAUACUAUGAAGUUGUGGGAGAGAGUGGUGGAGCAUCGACUACGUCAUGAUACUUCUAUCUCUCUCAAUCAAUUUGGUUUCAUGCCCGGUCUUUCAACUAUGGAAGCGAUCUUUCUUAUUAGAAGCUUGAUGGAGAAAUAUAGAGAUGUGAAGAAAGAUCUACACAUGGUUUUUAUUGAUUUGGAGAAGGCUUAUGAUAGUGUUCCAAGAGAGGUCUUAUGGAAUGUGUUAGAACAAAAGAGGGUAUCUAUUAGGUACAUACAAGUAUUGAAAGAUAUGUAUGAAGGAGCAACUACUAUUGUGCGCACAGUGGGAGGGGACACAAGAGAUUUUCCGAUCUCAAUUGGAUUACACCAAGGAUCAGCCAUAAGCCCUUACCUUUUUAUAUUAGUUUUAGAUGAACUGACGAAACAUAUACAAGAGAGUAUUCCUUGGUGCAUGAUGUUUGCGGAUGAUAUUGUUCUGAUAGAUGAGACACGAGAAGGAGUCAAUAGAAAGCUAGAACUUUGGAGAAGUACUCUAGAGUCAAAGGGUUUUAAGUUAAGUAGAACAAAGACAGAAUACAUGCAUUGCAAGUUCAGUGAAGGCAAAACUGGUGAUAGGGAGGGAGUUAGUUUGAAUGGAGUGGUACUGUUACAAAGUAAUCACUUUAAAUAUCUAGGCUCAGUCCUUCAAGUAGAUGGGGGAUGUGAGGAGGAUGUUAGUCAUAGGAUUAAAGCCGGAUGGUUGAAGUGGAGACGUGCCACGGGAGUUUUAUGUGAUCGUAAGAUUCCCAAUAAAUUGAAAGGAAAAUUUU